GUUCACCUCACCCUUUAUAUUUUAAGAGAAGAAGAGACUGGUUUCCUUAGCAAGGGAAUCCAAAGUUUACUGAUGUAUCACCGUGGCCUUUCCUUCCCUUGUUCAAAGACGACGCCUGCGUACUCCGGACAUAAAAAAAAUCGAGCCGCCUUUUUUUGUCCCCGCCACAGCAGGGUCGGGCGGACGUCGACUCACAAUCUACCCCGACUUAAUCUGCCUGGCCCUUUGAAUUGCCUCCGUGGCAAAAUGGAGACCUUCCAAUGCAUGGAAAACGAUUCUCCACUUCUGCUGCCUUCUCUCCGCCUCUUCAUCCCGCCACUGCGCCUGGUGUCGGCCGCCAUGUGGCAAGUGCUGCAGCGGGGGGACGUGCAGGACUACGGGAUGGUGGAGGAGUUUGUUAGCACAGUGACGGACAUUCUGCCAGAACUUCUUAGCCUGGAUCAGAAGGCUCAGCUGCUGUUGGGCCUCAAAGCACGGGUGGUUCUUGAAAUGUGUCGAGCUGAAGCGGAACCGGAGAUGGAGACCGUUGAGAUGCAUUUGACCCAAAUCAGAAGUCUUAUAUCUUCUUGGGCAGCACACCCAUACUUAGCAGAGGUCCAGUUUCCAGAAUCAAACUUUGUGGACCAGAUCGAGCUGCUGUUGAAAGACCCUGAAGAGAGGGGCAGAUUUUUCCAGGACGUUUUCCCCACCGCUUUUGGACCUGAUUUUAACAGCGCUCUUCAGGUGCUGAUGCUGGACUUCCUGUCCAGACUGGAGAAGUUUCUACCAGUACCAGAUAUUCAGCAGACGGCCGCCAUGCUCAGUGCUGCCCCUUCUGCCCUGGAGGAAUGCGUUCACUCCGUUCCUGACCUGCAUCACCUGAAAGCGGUCCUCCAGCACCACACCACGCUUGGACAUUACGAUUUAACCGAUGACACUCAGACCAUUCCACCCUCCUUUGGGAACUGCAUCCUGUCCUCGCUGUCCCUCCCGCAGCUGGAGAAGGUGGUCAUCGACGGCGAGCAAAUCCAGCUGCAGCCCGAGCAGAUGUCAGGCUUUAUGACCGUUCAGGUGGAGGGCGAGACAGUCACUCUGCUGGACUACAUACACAUCGAACAGACGCCUGCUUUGAUGGAGCCCGCCCCUCAAGACGAGUCCCUGAACGAUGAUGCGGAGGAGGAGGGUGACGCUGGCGGUGCAGAAAGCGAGGAAGCGGAUGGCGACGACUCGUUGAAGCCGGCCGCUUUUCGGCCGCUAAAACAGAGCAAGCGACUGGAGCUGAAGAGAAGAGCGACGACAGAAAAGGACGGCGACUCGGGGGCAGCCAAAGGGCAGAGAAAGAAGCACCCCGGGAACAAGACGUGUCCCGUGUGCGGCAAGAACUUCCUGAGAGCUGCGGCCAUGCGGCGACACCAGGAGACGCACUCCGAGAACCGGGACUUGAGGCACAAGUGCGCCCACUGUGACAAGCGCUUCAGGGACCAGUACGACAUGAACCGCCACAACAUGCGCGUCCAUGAGAGGGAGGACACCAACUCCAACACUGACGACACGGCUGACGCCAGCUCUCUGGAGACACUGGACAACAAAAACUGUUCCCUAUGCGGGAAGUUCUUUGCUCGACAGAUGGACAUGGAGCGGCACAUGAAGUCGCACUCGGAGGACCGCCCCUACAAGUGCUUAUUCUGCGAGAAAAGGUUCAAAAACCCGUAUGUCCUCAAGAGACAUCAGAAGGAGAUCUGUAAGAGCAAGGACCUGACGAGGUCCAUCGCUGAGGUGAACAAGUCUGAUGAACAGCAGCCCGACCCGCUGCUGCUGCUGUCCUUGGAGGGCUUUCCUGAAGGUAAAGUGUGUCCCAUCUGCAGCAGGACGCUGCCCUGCAGCGCAGACAUAGCCAAACACCUUCGCUCUCACACCGAGGAGCGCCCCUUCAUCUGCGUCACUUGCGACAAGGGCUUUAAGUACCGCGACACGCUCAAGAAGCACCAGAUCAUCCACGGACACGAGGGCAUCCGUGAGGAGGCCAGCAAGAGCGUGGAGCAGAUCCUGGCUGAAGCAGACACGCAGACCUGCAGCCAGAUCCAGAAGAACCUGGAAGGAGCCCACAGGGAGGCUCAAGGAGCCCAUGCGGCUGAGGAGCCUACACGGAAGCCUCCCUCUCAAAGGACGUGCGGCAAAGGCCUCAAAGUGUGUCCCGUGUGCUCCAGGGCCUUCGACAAUGUCAAGACGCUCAACCGCCACAUUCAGUGCCACACGGAGGAGCGGCCAUACCACUGCGUGCACUGCAAGAAGCGCUUCAAGCACAUGCACGGCCUCAAGAGACACCAGAUUUACGCCAUCUGCCACAAGAAAAUGUCCCGCUUUCCCUGGAAGAAGGAGGUCACGGCCGGGCCCAGCCAGAGUGACGGCCAGCAGGCCCCGCCCCUUCAGAUCCCCGUGUGGUGCUCCAACUGCGGGAAACACUUUGAGUUCUUGAGUGCUCUGAAGGAGCACCAGGAGAACGUCUGCAAGGUGGACCUGAGGGACGUCUUGACGUGUGUCGACUGCGGGAAGGAGUUCAAGAGCGUGACCAUGCUGAAGGUGCACCAGAGGAUCCACGACCCGCUCUACUGCAAAGAGUGUGGCAAGAUCCUCGCCAGCGAGGCGGCCUUUGAAAGGCACAAGCUGAUGCACCGGCCCAUGGCGUGCACCAUGUGCGACAAGACCUUCACACUGCUCAGACGCCUCAGGGAGCACUACGAGAAGCAGCACGCCUUCACCGGGCCGUAUCCCUGCUCGCAGUGCGACAAGAGCUUCGUGCAGCUCUCCUACCUCGCCAUACACCAAAGGAUCCACAAGGGGGAGUUUCCCUUCACCUGCGACAUGUGCCCCGAGAAGUUCCGUUCAUCCAACUGCCUGACGGUCCACCAGCGCAAGCACACUGGCGAGAAGCCCUUCCUGUGCUGGCAGUGCGGCAAGUGCUACCGCUCGGCCUCUGAGCUCACCGUGCAUAUGGGCACGCACUCGGAGGAGCGGCCGUGGGCGUGCGCGCAGUGUGACAUGGCGUACCGCACCAAGCUGCAGCUCACCAACCACGUGGAGCAGGUGCACAUCGGCGUGCGGUACCCCUGCAACAGCUGCGGCAAGCAGUUCAUGAAGGAGACCUCCCUCAAGCGUCACGAGCUCAUCCACACCGGCGAGCGGCCGCACCAGUGCACCGUGUGCGGGAAGACCUUCCUGACCGCCAACGAGCUCCGCCUCCACAACCGCUACCACACGGGCGAGCGACCGUACAAGUGCGAUGUGUGCGGGAAGGCCUUCAUCCAGUCGGGAUACCUGAAGUCGCACAUGCGCAUCCACACGGGAGAGAAGCCCUUCAAAUGCGACGUGUGCAACAAAGAGUUCCGACUGUCGUACCACAUGAAAAAGCACCGCCGCACGCACGCUGGGAAAGCCAAGAGCUACACGUGCGAGGAGUGCGGCAUAGCCUUCCACCAUAAAAAGUCCCUGUGGGAACACUCCAUCACACAUGAGGUCAAGCUGGAGCAAUCCUUGGCUGAAGUCAGGAUUGAGUUUCAGUAGAACCCAUCGUCAGCCCCUGUUGUUUACCUUUGAUGCCUUACGGUUGACUUCUAUUCUUUCUGCUCCACUACUUGCCGGAAUAGCUUUUUGCAAAUAAAUCACAUGUGGAUUUGUUUCUUGUUGCAGUUUUGUUGUAAUCAACUGGAAAAUACAAACUAUACCGCAAUUUUUACAAUAAACUUCAACGCAGCGCUCAUUUAAAUG
This is a messenger RNA of Doryrhamphus excisus (bluestripe pipefish), 3744 nucleotides long. RefSeq lists its product as uncharacterized. Gene Ontology annotation, molecular function: DNA-binding transcription activator activity, RNA polymerase II-specific; RNA polymerase II cis-regulatory region sequence-specific DNA binding. Lineage: Eukaryota; Metazoa; Chordata; Actinopteri; Syngnathiformes; Syngnathidae. The record is from RefSeq and is a predicted model, not a curated record. Gene Ontology annotation, biological process: regulation of transcription by RNA polymerase II. Gene Ontology annotation, cellular component: nucleus.